AUGAGUUGGGCUAAAGCUAAUGUAUGCUCGGUUACGCUGGUGGUGAACCUCGCGCUGGUGAUUUACCAUGCGCUGGACUACAUGCACGGAGAAGACGAGGAGCGGCUCAUAUCGCCCGAUCUCGAGGGACUUAUCACUGAGAUGACGUCAUGCGGCAACACAGAUGAUGAUGAAGAAUGUGGCGUAUUGUCAGAAGGUUCAGAGACAUCUGAAGUGGGUCGUGCUGACACGGACGAUGAGGGCAUCGAGCGAGAUUCGGAGCCCGCGCCUAGAAGACGGCGCAGACGCAGGCGGUUCAUGCUCAAAGAUGUCAUCGAGCGUUGCGUGUGGCACUGCGGUGGCGGUGGUCGCUGCGCACGAGAAGCUGCUGCAGCCCACUACCGUGCUGUAUGCCGCGCGCUGGUAGCCGAAGCUUUAGAACUAGCCUCAUUCCUCGCCAGGGUGAGAGUUGGAGGCGCAAGGGACAUGGGAGCGGCGGAAGAUUCAGCCACACAUCUGGACACGUUGCAGUUCUCUGAUUGGUCAAACCGAAGGAUUUGGAGGGCAUUGCAAGCGCGGUUUUGGAUGCAAGUGAUCGGUGAACUGCGGAUGGGUGUAAAAUUAAAGAAAGUGAGCUACUCUAGGACGCCAAUAGAAUAUGAGUUAACGCCGUAUGAGAUACUAAUGGAUGAUAUAAGAUCUAGGAGGUACACGCUUAGGAAAGUCGAUGGUGCGAUACCCCCAAGUGUAAAGAAGGAUGCUCACGCUAUGAUACUCGAAUUUAUUAGAAGUAGACCACCGCUUAAAAAGGCGUCCGAUCGUAAGUUGCCGCCGCCUCGCCGAGAGGUGACUCCCAGAGAAAAACUCCUCGCCUCAAUACAAGUCGGCAGACAACUGCGACCGACGCCAUACUCAAGACGAUUAUAUAAUCCCAUAUAA
Arctia plantaginis is the source of this 918-nucleotide messenger RNA. The record is from the annotation of a GenBank genome assembly. NCBI's taxonomy places the organism in Eukaryota, Metazoa, Arthropoda, Insecta, Lepidoptera, Erebidae.